Messenger RNA from Nerophis lumbriciformis (worm pipefish), 1142 nucleotides. RefSeq names its product translocase of inner mitochondrial membrane 17 homolog A (yeast) (gene timm17a). Gene Ontology annotation, biological process: protein import into mitochondrial matrix. Lineage: Eukaryota; Metazoa; Chordata; Actinopteri; Syngnathiformes; Syngnathidae. The record is from RefSeq and is a predicted model, not a curated record. Gene Ontology annotation, cellular component: TIM23 mitochondrial import inner membrane translocase complex. Gene Ontology annotation, molecular function: transmembrane protein transporter activity.
UUCAACUGAACAUCGUGUUGUUUUUACGUCACUUGUUGCGUCAUCACAAGUUGCGUGACGGGGCGGGGAAACAGUCGACGAACAAAAUGGAGGAAUAUGCCAGAGAGCCGUGUCCCUGGAGGAUUGUGGACGACUGUGGGGGUGCGUUCACCAUGGGGGCCAUUGCAGGAGGACUAUUCCAGGCAGUUAAAGGCUUCAGGAAUGCACCUGCGGGCAUGAGUCACAGAAUGAGAGGCAGCAUGACAGCCAUCAAAACCAGAGCGCCACAGCUUGGAGGCAGUUUUGCGGUGUGGGGAGGCCUCUUCUCCAUGAUUGACUGUGGCUUAGUGAAGGUGCGAGGGAAGGAGGACCCCUGGAAUUCAAUCACCAGCGGCGCCAUGACAGGAGCAAUCCUCGCCGCCAGGAAUGGCCCAGUGGCCAUGGUGGGUUCUGCAGCCAUGGGGGGCAUCCUACUAGCUUUGAUAGAGGGCGCCGGAAUCAUGCUCUCUAGGUUUGCCUCGUCACAGUUCCCAACAGGUCCUCAGUUUGCGGAGGAACCAGCCCCCACCUCAAUGCCCGCCGCCCCCUUUGGAGAUUACAGACAAUAUCAGUGAAAGGGACUGACCUGCUACGCCUUUUUAAAAUUCUUUCUGGAGUUCCAAAGAUAUAAAAGGCUGACAAUGAUUUGCGUAACCAUAGCAACCUCCUCCCCACCAGAUGAACAGAUACUGCAAAGGGACAUGUCGCCAUUGCUCAGCCUAAAUAUCUAUUGUACUUAAUAUCACUCGGAUACUUUUGUGUAAAUACGUUCAAAGCUUUCGCUCGCGCAUCUUUAUUUGCCUUAAGUACGCUUUAGCCCCCCACACCCUCAUGAUCGCUUACAAUACAACUAUUCCAGAGUUAAUAGUUUGUUUUAAAGUGAUUUAUUUAUUUGUACAUUAACUGUUGGGAAUGCUGCUCCUGUGUGAGCAAUACUCAAAAGGAGGCGGAAGGAGUGGCGACAUGAUGUAUGCAGUCUAGUCUGUGUGAAGGACACAAUGUUUAUUGGCUGCGUCAGCAGGACUGCUCUUUGGCCACUAGAGGGCAGCCGUCUCUAAAGCACCAUUUUUGAUUGCAUAGGAUUCCCUUUGCCAUAAUGGCUUAAUAAAUAGUCCAAAAAGGAA